Molecule: messenger RNA, 2013 nt
Organism: Aureobasidium vineae
Lineage: Eukaryota; Fungi; Ascomycota; Dothideomycetes; Dothideales; Saccotheciaceae
Source: the annotation of a GenBank genome assembly
AUGAAUUCAUUCACCCCACGCGAGCUGCCCGAACGACAGAAGAAACUCCAACCGAUCCUUGGAAUCCCUGUACCAUAUCUCUUUGCGGCAACAUCGAUUCUGUCCAUUGCCCUGUUCAACUGGCCACUGAAAUGGAUUAUCUCGGGCGCUGCCAUCUUGACAUUCACCAUUCUCUCCGGCGCCGAUAACGGUCAUCGAAUCCUGCCCUUCUUCAACAUCUGGUCCUUGCUACUGUUGAUCAACCUAACCUAUGGAGUUGCCGCUACAUCCUGGCUUUUGCAUGGCGCGUUUGUCGCAACAUGCUAUCCUACCAUCUUCUUGACAUGUCUCUUCCAGUUUGACCCUGUUGGAAGGUUCGUCAGAAGAAGAAUCAGAAAUGUGCUCAAGCAGCUUCAAUUCAUCGAUGACCAAAUCGCCUUCUUUGAUAUUCCAGCACUGGAGAUCGAUGUCGACGUCAAUGGACUGAUGAACAUCCGUGGCAUGACCUUCUCUCUAUCUUCACUCAUGAUCAUCGCACAUGGAGUGGAGGUCGGCAUCAAAUUCUCCGACGACAUGGAAGUCGCCAUUGCAGUAGACGAGGUGCGCAUCUCUCUUUUCAGGAGAAUCGAUAUCUCGGACGUCAUGGCAAACGUGAAACAUCUUAACGAGAUGUCGCUCAGGCAUUUGGCAGAGAAUGGCAGAACGCCUACUGGAGACUCAUUCAUGUCUUCUGAAACUCCUCUACUUGCUACCGCAGCCAAGACUGGUGAUACACGUGCUCCUAUGGAAGCCAUGACAGAAAGGAUGACAAAUGGUUCCGCUCCUCAGCCUACCUCUCCUGUUGUCGGCCUCAAAGGCGUCAAGCAGCUCUCGCCUGAUGAUGACCACGCAAGGGAAANNACCUACAAGGCUAUCCUCAGCUACAUUCAGGAGACCAGCGUCAUCACUGUCAGUCAGCAGGAGGUCCAAGAGACGUUGAGAUUGAAGAACGUUGAUGGCGAUGUGCUCGAUGACAAGAAGGACUACCGUUCUGCGAUUUGCUCACAGCUUCAUAGCAAGCCCACCGUUCCCCACUGUAGCAAGCGAUCCAUUCGUGUCUCUACUCUGCAACAGGACAUGCCCAUGCGAAAGUUCCUCCACAGGCUUCCGUUCCUUCUCAGAUGUCUCCUCAACCCGAUUGCCUACUUCCAUCCGGUUUACAUCAAGUCUAUCACUGCCGGAGGCUCAGGCGCUAUGAUUGAAACUAUGCUUCACCAGCAGAUCUUCCAUGAUCACCCCGAGCAAGCUUCGGAUGUUAAGAAUCUCAAGAAGCGCAUCUCCGCCUGGCUCAAGGACGCCAACUUUGUGUUUGAAGCUGAGAAGAUUACCGGCAUGGCUUCUGUCCCCAUCAAUCCGGCCUUCAACAUCCUUUCUGAUCUUCUGUUCGACGACAUCAUGAUCUACAGAACUGUCAAGGAAGAGGUUGACUACAACCAGAUCGUUCAUCUUGGAGGAGCGGACGCUCGGAUUAAGGUGCCGUCAUUCCUCUUGCCUCAUCACGAACACAUUCUACCACCCAUCCCAACUCGCGCGGAUGUGGUCGCUCAACAGGAGAAGAUCGAUAACGCCGACAGUCAGCCCAAGACCAUCCAAGCCGAACAGGAAUUGGUCCAGCUACGCAAGGAUGAAACUAACGUCAACAUCUCUGCUCACGUGCGCCUGCCUGCUUGUUUCGACCAGAACCUGCUCGACUUCAUCGCAGCCUUGGUAAAGGCAACCAAGAUUGUCGAAAUGGACAAGGUUGAAAAGUCUCUCGACAAGGAGAUUCACGGCUUCAGGGAGUUCACGAAGGCAGUAAAGACCGAUCUCAAUGACAAGAUGAGAAGGGUGGCUGUAGACGCUGCUGCCAACGACAAGUGGAUUGCAAAGUUGGUUGGUAAAGUGACCAAGAAGCUGGAGACUAUGCAGGGAGAUAUCGGAUACAGUGGUGACUUGCCGGUGCCUCUCGAUGUCUAUCGCAAGAAGGCGGAGCCUGGCAGCAAGCUUAUGCCUUGA